Molecule: messenger RNA, 1672 nt
Organism: Opisthorchis viverrini
Lineage: Eukaryota; Metazoa; Platyhelminthes; Trematoda; Opisthorchiida; Opisthorchiidae
Exons: 5
Source: RefSeq, a predicted model, not a curated record
GGAUCGAUCUUUCCCAUUCUCCCGAGUUACCACGGAGCGUUGGUAGAAUAUACGCUGCUCCACCGUGCGUCCGAAAUCUAACCCAUGGCAGCCCCACAGUUACAAAGUCAACAUGUGAUGCUGGGCUCCCGCGAACGUUCGCAACCGGUGACACCGCGACCCAACAUAGUAGGGUCACCCGCAUUUCUUCGGACACUCAGUCCUUGUUUACCUCUGGCAAAGCUGACUUGGCUAUAAAGCAACAUACACCAUCACCAGGCUCACGUUAUCCUCGCCUUCCAUCAAUUUUAUCGAUGCAGUUGCCAGUCUCGCCUCCAACCACUCCAAAAGACGCUGACAAUAUUAUGGAGAUUGUAAGGCACCCAUCCCCGCAAAGCGCAGUGCCUAGUCUAUCUUCUUCUCCGGUCAACCGACUACCUCGUGAGUUUCAGAAUCCGAGCGCACCGCUGGACGUUCAAGUUGACAAGCCCCCCAUGAUGAUGUCACAUACUUCCACAGCUGUUCACACAACCACGCUGGACUCCACUGCGCUGAGCGUUUUUCACUCAGAAGAAGAUCAAACUAAAUAUCGUCUCAAAGGAAGCAGUUCAAGUAGUGGAUGUGGACCCAGCCCAUCAACGACGGUACCAGUGGCGUCCAGUUCGUCUGCCUCUUCAAGCCUGUGCGAAUCAGCGCCUCUCCGAGCAACCCCACUGAUUACGGAGUCCACCUCCCCGGGUUUACCAAAGUCAGUUUUUGCGCGAGAACUGCGUCAACAUCACAGGCAUUCCGAUGGUCCGUCAUCUGAUGACGGUAGCUGUCCAACAACCGAUAGCAUUUUAAACUGGACUAAGUCAGACCGAAAGGUGGAUGUUGCCGACAUUCGCAAUGAGUUCAUAUCGAUACUGUCAUCUGGCGUACAGUCCCGAGCGGACACUGUCGAUCCUGGCACAGUGCGACCUCCCGCGUCCGUACUGAUAUCGCGGACAGAGCGCUUCUCAAAGGCCCUUAAGGCUCGGUUAGACUAUUUGAGGACGAUUUCUUGUCGGGCACAUGAUGAAGCAGAGGCAGUCGCCCAGUUGGUGAAUGCCAUUGGACUACAAUGCUCAACUGCCUCCAAGAUCAUUUCUCAGUGCAAUAGCGGUUGCACAAUAGACCGGGGAAAACCAUCAGUCUGUUUGCCCGAAGUUCAAGACACCCUAUACCGGAUUCUAAUGGGCGUCAAUAUGCUUUUACACAACCAACUUUUGGACAGCGCACUGUUGUUGGGGCAAGAACAGGGCAAGGAAUUUCCAAGUGCUCGAAAAUUGCCCCCACGUGAUCGUGCGCGGCUGAGGCAGGUCGCGCGACGUCGUGCUACGAUCCCGUUGAACUGCUCAUCAGAUUCAGAAUUCGAUGAACUAAUUGGGAUAAAACACAAACUAAUGGUGGAUGCUCUCCGGCAUUGUCGUCUCGAACUGAACUCCAACCGCCAAACUGUACGUUGUCCAAGGUGCAAGAUUCAGAUCUAGUCGCCAUCCAUCGGGGCACAACGUGCGCAUUUACUUCCUUUCACCAAUCAUGCUUCCGUAUAUAUUGCAGUCUUCCGUCAUCCUUUGUUUCUUUUUCGCCUCUCGGCAACUGAUUGUCUCUAGAUAUUUCCACUUUUUAAAUGAUGGUUUUAUGAAACAGUAAAUAAAUGUGUGUAAAUUAU